AACAGAGGAUGUGGCUGAAGGCGUGUUGUCGCAGCAGACCUUAACCACAGGGUCCCCAUCCUGAGCAUGCGGUGGUAUAUAAAAGUGUCGCCCUGACGCCUCAAAGACAGCAGCAUCAGCACCACCAGCAUGACGCGCGCCACGCACAGGUUUCUGCUUCUCCAUCUCCUGACGUGCCUCGGGCUUCACGCACUCGGGAGCGAGAUCAUAAACGGCAGAAACGUCCCGAAGAACUCAAUGCUGUACAUGGCGUCGGUGCAGAACGACGGAGUCCACAAAUGUGGAGGGUUCCUCAUCAAUGAACACUUUGUGGUCACCGCGGCGCACUGCAAGCACCCUUGGCCUUUCAGGAAACUCAGUGUCGUUCUCGGUACGCACAAUCUCCAGAAGGUCGAUAAUAAAUCAAUGAGAUACGACGUGAAGACGUGCAAGUUUCCAUCUUACGAGAACGUUGAAAAAGGGGACGACAUCAUGCUUCUCAAGCUGUCCAGGAAAGCUCGACUGGACAACAAAGUACAACCGAUCCAACUCCAGAAAACCAAGAUGAGAGAUGAAUCAAAUUGCAGCGUAGCCGGGUGGGGUUAUACGAUAACUGGUGGAAAACCCGACAACGUGCUGAAGGCGGUGGAUGUGCGCAUCGUGAACCAGAAGGUCUGCAAGGAGAAAUGGGGUGAAAAUCUUCCUGCCAAAGCUAUCUGUGCAGGCGGAUAUGGCACAGACAAAGGGUUCUGUCAGGGUGAUUCCGGUGGCCCUCUGGUGUGCAGCGGGAAGGCUGUUGGAGUUGUGUCUUUCAACUAUAACAAAAACUGCAGCUAUCCAAAUAAACCUAACGUCUACACAGAUGUAUCCAAAUACCUUGAGUGGAUCAAAAAGCGGAACCGUUGUUAAAUGUAACCAGUCAGCGUACUUUCAUUGUCCUCUAUUGAACAGUCUUUAAACUCACUUUUAUAAAAUGGCCUUUUGUUAACGACUGACAUCCUUUCUGCCUUAUCGUGAGUUGGCUGGCAUGUCGUAUAAUAAUGAUUUUCUUCUUCUUUUUUUUCUGCGUAUGCCUUGUGAAAAGGUAUUGCUGUAUUCAAGUUGCCCUGUCGCAGUUUGUUCUAUAUCUCAAAUACAAAAAUAAAACGUCACUUUUCAAUGUCAAA
This is a messenger RNA of Cyclopterus lumpus (lumpfish), 1145 nucleotides long. Its product is annotated as trypsin-like. Gene Ontology annotation, molecular function: serine-type endopeptidase activity. The record is from RefSeq and is a predicted model, not a curated record. NCBI's taxonomy places the organism in Eukaryota, Metazoa, Chordata, Actinopteri, Perciformes, Cyclopteridae. Bases 130 to 888 code for a protein of 252 amino acids. The transcript is spliced from 5 exons. Gene Ontology annotation, biological process: proteolysis.